AAGCUGCUUUUUCAUGCACAUAUUAUGGAUAUUAUAUUCAAAAGUCAACGGUCCACAUAUAAUUUCAUAAAAAUAUUAUUUUAAAUUGUAAUCCCAUUAAAAUAUGAAAUCAUAAUAAAGAUUCAAUAAAUCUGCAGUUCAUUAUAAAUAAAGAGAACAACAAUGUAACUUAGCCCUCACACAUUGCUUCACAAUAUAAUACAAAAACAUUAAUUUCUUGUCAAUGAAAGCCUUGAAACAAGACAUGUUUGUUACAUCUGCACUACCAAUAUUGCUUCUCAUGAUGCUCGUCGCAUCAUCAAAAGCAAUAUUCUUCGAUAAAAAGAACGUCACGAUACGUAACGAAAUUCCAGGCGAAACUAUCAACAUCCAGUGCUAUUCGUCGGAAGACAAUCUUGGAUCGCACGACCUCGCCUACGGCGCAAGUUACUCUUGGCACUUCCGCGUCAACCUUUGGGGUACUACCAAGUUUUGGUGCGAUUUUACUACGAAACAUGGGUCCGGGAAUUACGGCGUCUACACUAGGAAUUUGGAUGAGUUAUGCAACGGGUUGUUUCAAUGGUUAGUGAAGGAAAAUGGACUGUGCCUAAUAAUGGAUGCACUCGAUGAUCAAUUAUAUUGCCAACGCUGGAAGAAGCCGCCGAGUCUUCUCUAACUACUUCGUGCCGUAAAUUAAAUCGAGUAAUA
Molecule: messenger RNA, 687 nt
Organism: Erythranthe guttata (spotted monkey flower)
Lineage: Eukaryota; Viridiplantae; Streptophyta; Magnoliopsida; Lamiales; Phrymaceae
Product: S-protein homolog 5
Source: RefSeq, a predicted model, not a curated record